Eurytemora carolleeae is the source of this 5324-nucleotide messenger RNA. RefSeq lists its product as uncharacterized. Lineage: Eukaryota; Metazoa; Arthropoda; Copepoda; Calanoida; Temoridae. The transcript is spliced from 26 exons. Gene Ontology annotation, cellular component: FACT complex; nucleus. The coding region runs from base 27 to 4577 and encodes 1516 amino acids. The record is from RefSeq and is a predicted model, not a curated record. Gene Ontology annotation, molecular function: nucleosome binding; zinc ion binding; RNA binding.
UUUUGAGUUUUCGUUACAGAAUAAGAAUGGAUAUCCUGGAGUAUCCGAGUAUGAGCUCCGAGGUCCGCGGGGUCAUGUCCCCCGGGAUUCUCAAGCUUACAGACGCCAAGAUUAUAUUCGUACACUCAAAGUCGGGACGAAAAGACACCGUUAAGAGUGAUGAUAUCGAUCUGGUAAACUGGCAACGUAUUGCCGGUGUCUGGGGAAUAAGAAUAUUCACUAAAGAUGGAAUGCUUCACAGGUUUGCUGGUUUUAAAGAAGCUGAGAGGGAUAGGGUAGCAAACCAUUUUAAAUCCUCAUACAAACUGGAGAUGCUUGAUAAAGAACUCAGCGUCAAGGGUUGGAAUUGGGGAACAGCUAACUUUAAUGGUUCCGUUCUAAACUUUGAAGUCGGGAAACAUGAUGCUUUUGAGAUCCCUCUCAACUAUGUUUCUCACUGUGCAAACGCUAAGAAUGAGAGGUUCCAUAUUCCUUCAAGUGAACUUGCUGGAGAAACGGAUCCAGCGGAAGCGUUUAAAGAUCACAUCGUACAGAAAGCUAAUAUUGCUACGACAAGUACAGGAAACGAUAUUGCUUCCUUUAGAGAGAUCCAUUCCUUGUCCCCCAGGGGUAGAUACGAUAUCAAGUUCUUCCAGACUUUUAUUCACCUUCACGGGAAAACAUUCGACUACAAGAUACCAGUUUCUACAGUUAUCAGGUUGUUCCUCCUUCCUCACAAGGAUCAGAGACAGAUGUUCUUCUGUGUGAACCUGGAUCCUCCCAUCAAACAGGGACAAACCAGGUAUUACCUUCUGGUCCUCUCCUUCAUGCAGGACGAGGAGACUGAGUUAGAACUGGAAAUAACAGACGAGGAGCUAAAGGAUAAGUAUGAUGGUAAACUAGAGAAGGAGAUGAAGGGACCAACCUUUCAAUUAGUUUCAAAACUCAUGAAGGUUCUUGUCAACAAAAAAAUCACAGUCCCUGGAAGUUUUGUCGGUCAUAGCGGAACCCCAGCCAUCUCUUGCUCAUUCAAGGCGGCCUCCGGAUUCGUCUAUCCUCUAGAACGAGGGUUUAUAUUUGUGUACAAACCUCCGAUCUUCAUCAAAUACGAGGACGUGCAGCAUGUAAACUUCGCAAGAUCCGGAGGUUCGAACAGAUCCUUCGAUAUCGAGGUUCACACUCGAGGAGACACCGUCUACACCUUCUCCAGUAUAGAGAAGGAGGAGUACGGGAAGGUUUAUGAUUUCUUGAAGAGUAAGAAGAUCAACGUGAAGAGUACAGGGAAGAUGGAUGCCAGUAAGAUUCAACUCGAUGCUGAUAUUGAUCAUAACUUAGCAAAGGUAAAAGCUGAUGCUGUUAGCAGUGAUGAUAGUGCGAGUAUGUCCAGCGACGACGAGGACUUUAAUCCUGAUGAACUUGAAGCUAAAUCUGCCAAGGAGGAAUAUGACAGUGAUCCUAGCGAUACAGGUUCGGAUACAGGAGAUGAGAAUUUCAGUGGGAGUGAAGGAGAGCAGGAGAAGAAGAGAGCUGAGAAGGCGGAGAAGAAACUGAAAAAAGCAGAAAAGAAGAAAACUUCUAAACCAAGUGGAGAAAGAACGAGUAAAAAGAAGAAGAAGACUAAGCUCCCAGGACAACCGAAGAAGCCUAUGUCCGCCUACUUUAUGUGGUUGAAUGAGGAAGGAAGAGAAAAGAUCAAGACGGAGAACCCCGGGAUCAGUGUGACUGAGGUUGGUAAGAAGAGUGGAGAGAUCUGGAGAGAGAUGGACGGGGAAGAGAAGAAGAUCUGGGAGGGAAAAGCUAAGGCUGCGAAGGAGAAGUAUGAUGAUGAGUAUAAAGAAUGGUUGGAAACAGGAGGGUCAGAAGCUAUUAAACAGGCAAAGAAGGAAGGAAAGGCCGCUAAACGUGCGGCUGCUAGCGGCGGCACUCCCAAGAAAAAAUCCUCCGGCUCGACUAAGAGCAAAUCUGCUCCGAGCGGCGGCACUGGCGGAGGUUUCAAGAGCGCUGAAUUCAUUAAAAGCGACGGUAGCACCGACGACGACGACGAAGAAAAGGAAAAGAAGUCGAGCGACAAGAGUGACCAAGAAAUGGCAAGCGACAGCGACAAGAACUUCAAUGGUUGGGUCUCAAAUAAUAUAAAUCCCCGGGUUCCCCCUGAUAAUUCGUUUAAGAUGAGUCGUGAGGGUGCACUAUGGAUCGGAGGAGUGGAAGAAUACAUGGACGAAGCGUUCCUAAUGAACGCGAUGAAACAGAGCGGAGAGGACAACGUGAUCUCCGUGAAAGUGAUGAGGAAUAAGAAUAAUGGGGCCGGGUAUGGGUUCAUUAACUUUCCUAACGAUCAAAUGGCGUUAACGGCAAUGCAUCGCCUCAACGGUAAAAUGAUUCCUAACUCCCGACCGCCGGCGCGGUAUAAAUUAAAUCAUGGUUCAAACCGAAACCUUCCUGGAGAAAAAAAUCACUCUAUUUGGGUUGGCGAUCUCUCGACGGAGAUCGACGAUCUUCUUCUCUACAAGUUUUUCUCAGCACGCUUCCAAUCUGUUGUAUCCGCCAAAAUUAUAUUAGACGAGAAUGGAGGCAGUAAAGGAUUCGGUUUUAUCCGGUUUGGAAAUGAAACUGAACAGCUGGCAGCAUUAACCUCUAUGCAGGGAAUAUCUGGCCUGGGAGAAAAACCUAUUAAAGUUUCCAUCGCUGUACAGAAGGCGAAGGAUCCCUCCGCCCAAGGUAUGCAGUAUCCACCUAGCGGUGGACAGUACGGCGGAACUCUUGGUAUGGGCGGAGAGUAUGGGGCUAAUUACAACCAAUAUAAUCACUACUGGAGCAACAUGGCGGCAUGGCAGCAGUAUCAAAACUACUAUCAGCAGUACCCAGACCAGGGAGAAGUACCGGUCAACCCUCCUCUUCCUUCGGGUCCGUCCCAACCUGAUAACCAGAAUCAUGUUGGUGAAGAUGAACCUGUGAGUAUACUUGAAGGUCCUCUAGACCAACCUGUAGAGCACAGUGUAUCUCUUGAUAUUCAUAAACUAAAUAGUGACGCUUUAAACGUAUCUAUUGAUAGAGUAGUAGAAGAAUUGAAGGAGAAUAUUUACGAUCAGAUCAGGACCAUUCGGGACCCAGAAAAGGAUAAUAAUCUUGAGGAGCUGAACGUAGUUGACGAGAAUCUGAUCACUGUUUACCCGUUCGGGUGUUCAGGAGAUAAGUUCGUGGCGAACAUUGAGUUUGUACCGACUGUUCAGCACUGUCUCUGUAUCCGGACUAAGCUUGAAAGAACCCUGGUUCCUGGAACUGUCAAACUCGACAUAUUUGUUAAGUCUGGAACUCACAGUACAGUAGAGGAUAUAAACAAACAGAUUAACGACAAGGAACGUGUAUCUGCUGCACUUGAAAACCCUAAUCUACGUGAAACUGUUGAAAUGAGGAAGAAUAGAUUUCGAAACAAAAUGGAAAAUUUCCGCUUCAAUCAUCAAAGUCCUCCCUCUAUGACCAUCAGACCCCAAUCUGAAGAAACGGGUUCAAGUUCGGACAAUCGGCACACACGGGACGACAGUUCGUCCGCUUUAUCUAGAAAAGAGGACGAAUGGGAUCCUACUGAAGAGGACGAGUUGGAGGAUAAGGACGAGAGAAGUGAGAAUGAAGAACACUAUUGUGACGAGUAUUCAACGGAUUAUGAGAAUGAUGAUAUUGUUCAGCAACAUGCUGCAAUUCAUGCUGGUCUAGUGGAUGAUGAAGAUGAAGCGGAGGAGGAGGAGGAAGAAGAAGAAGAAGACGACGACGACGAAGAAGAGGAGGAGGAGGAUGAUGAUAAACAGUGCUGGGUUUGUUUUGCUAAUGUAGAAGAUGAUCCGACGGCAGGAUGGGUUCAUCCUUGCAGGUGUAGCGGAACUACAAAAUGGGUUCAUCAAGUUUGUAUCCAGCGGUGGAUAGACGAGAAGCAGAAAGGGGAUAAUUUCGCCGGUGUGUCCUGUCCGCAGUGCGGGACCGGAUACUUGAUUGGGUUUCCUCCCUCUGGCGCUAUCAUGAAGGUGCUGGACGGAGCUGAUCUUCUGGUGGGUCGACUCUGUCCUGUAGUCGCUGGAGGAGUUAUAGUUGGAGGUGUUUAUUGGUCUUGUGUCACUUUCGGGGCUGUUACUAUAAUGCAGAUAGCUGGGCAUGAUGAAGGUUGGAACCUGAUGGAAAGAGCUGACCCUCUUCUCCUGCUGGUCAGCUUACCUCUGAUCCCGGUCGGACUCGUCCUCGGCAAAAUGAUUAAAUGGCAGGAUCCGAUUAUUAAGGUUUUGAGAUUAUAUUUGCCAAAAGUUCCGUUGACAAGUUAUCUACUCCCUGCCUUCGCCAGUGUCCCUACACGUGAAGGAAGUGGAGCCGCAGCGUCAAUACCUCCUUCCACAGAUCCUGUAUCCGUUACGAGAACAUUCUGUGGAGCACUUUUCUUUCCAACCAUUGCAACAUUCCUAGGAGGAACUUUAUUUCCGGAAACUGGAUCCCCAUUAAAACGUGCAGCACUCGGAGGAUUAACCUUUGUUUUAAUCAAGGGAGGACUCAAGAUAUAUCAUAAACAGCAUCUAUAUAUCAGACAAUGUAAACGAAUAGUUCUAGACUAUUCCUAGAUAAUAUAUGUAUAUAUAUAUAUAUAAACAUUUAUCAUCAGUUUACAAUUUCCAGCCAAUAACGUGUAAUGGGUGCAUCACAUAUAUUUGGACUAGUACGCUAUUGAAUUACUAAAAAUUAUAAAAAAUUCCUAAGUGGGAGAUUUUUAAUUUGUUAGUUUUUGUAUUUUCAGAAUGGCCUUGAGCCCAAAUUUGUUACGGAUUGUUACCAAGCAGCUCUAAUAGAUUCCGCGGAUUUUUGUGAUUUUGCUUAAAUUGAUCGGAUAGUACUCACUUCCCAUAGUUCAUGGUUUUUUUUUUUAUUUUGAAAUCGUGCCAUUCUAACAUUAUUCGGUAUUCAAGUUCGAUAAUAUGACUGAAACUUGUAUAUUCCGAUUCAUCAAACAAAAAUGCGCAAGAAGUUUUGGAAAAUAAUAAAUUUUUUUAACGAGAGGAUAAAUGUUAAAUCUGAUCUUUUUUGUUUCUGGGAAAAAUUAAGAAAAUUAUACUUGAUAUGUUUUCUAUGACCUUACAUUCAGGAUCUAAGUUGAUUUUUCUUUCAUAGAAAAAGGUUAUUUCAAGAUGAAAGUAAAAAAGUUAUCGGUCAAUCAAAUUCAAGAUUACGAUCAACAUCAUCCUUCAAAUUUGAAGUAAUUUCCUUUUUUUAAGUUUAAUGCCUAGCUACGUAAUAUAGCCUUGUUACUCUAAUGAUAAAUUGUUUAAAUGUUUCUAAAUAGUUAAAAUAUAUAUAUUAUUCACUGGGUUAAA